This is a messenger RNA of Saccharomycodes ludwigii, 2214 nucleotides long. It is a transcript of the gene RSM22, whose product is annotated as tRNA methyltransferase RSM22. NCBI's taxonomy places the organism in Eukaryota, Fungi, Ascomycota, Saccharomycetes, Saccharomycodales, Saccharomycodaceae. Gene Ontology annotation, biological process: translation. The transcript has a single exon. Gene Ontology annotation, molecular function: methyltransferase activity; structural constituent of ribosome. The record is from RefSeq and is a predicted model, not a curated record. Gene Ontology annotation, cellular component: mitochondrial small ribosomal subunit. Bases 1 to 2214 code for a protein of 737 amino acids.
AUGUUAAGAAAUAAAACUAGCUCUCUAAUAGUAAGCAAUAUUUAUAAAAGAUAUUCCAGCGAUUUCAAACAUACCACAUUUCGGUCAAACGAUGUUAAUGGUUUCCCAAAAAAAAGUUUGGGUGAAAUAGUUCCAGAUACAACCACUGAUUCAGGAAAAAUUAAAGUUAUUAAACAAGAUGAUCUUUUUCAAAAAUAUCAACUCUCAGCUCCAAAAAAUUCUAUUGCAUCGCGUUUGCAUCCCAAAACGCUCCUAGGUAAAAAUACUUUAACUGGACAAAUUAAAUUGAAUCCAAUAGUGGCUAACGCUAUAAACAACAGUAUUCUAAAAGUACAUGUCCCCAACCAUUUAAGAAGGUCUGCAGCAAAUUAUUUUAUCGAGCUACAAGAAAAAAAUCUACAUAGACCAGCAAAAAGCUUAGUUGAAGUCGACGCUCAUAUUGCAUCUAUCUUUUUACAAAAUUAUGCCAGUAUUUACCAGUCUUUAUACGAACUAAAGAAAAAGGUACCCAAUUUUAACCCAAAAUCUGUUUUGGAUGUUGGAUAUGGUCCGGCAACAGGGAUCGUUGCCUUGAAUGAUUUGAUGGGGAAAGAAUAUAGACCCUCUAAGAAGGAAGCAGUAAUUUUAAGUCACAGUGAAAUGAUUAAAAGAGCAAAAAUUAUUUUGAGCAGACAAUUGAAUGAAAUACCUGAUGAUUUAUUGUACGAAGAGAAAGCUACAAGAUCACUAAAAGAUGCAGAAACAGAAUCGGCAUUUGCCAGAGAGCACAGUACUAUUGACGAAGAAGAAAAAGAAGAUGAUGGUGAUUUGGUAGGUGUAGUUAAAACUAAACAAAUAAAAAUAAAUACAAUUUUAAAGGAUUCUGUUCCAGGUGUGCCAAACCAAUAUGAUUUAAUAAUUUUAACUCAUCAACUUUUAAAAAAUGAGGAAAAAUUUCCAUAUCAAGUAGAAGAUAAUUUGGAACACUAUUUAAGUUUAUUGGCUCCUGGAGGUCAUUUAAUUAUAAUUGAAAGGGGUAAUCCCCUAGGGUUUGAAAUUAUUGCCAGAGCAAGACAAGUUAUGAUCAGACCCGAAAGCUACCCUAACGAGCAUGGGAAAAUCCCUAGGCCAUGGCUCAGAGGCUCCAUAAAUAAACCAAAGAAUUCAUCAUUAUAUGAUGCAGUAGAAAAAAAUGAUAAAGAUGGGAAUUCAUUAUUAGCAGACAUUAAUAAAAAAUUUGGCGAAAUAAAAGAAACUGAUUUAAAAUUUGAAUCUGCAUUGGAAGAAAAUUUGAUAGAGCCAGAUAAUGAAGAUGCUAAUAAUAUUGAUUUUCACUUAAAAAUUUUAGCACCAUGUUCUCAUCAUCGCAAAUGUCCCUUACAAGUUGGAAAACCACAGUACUAUGGUUAUUCUAUCGGGAAAAACUUGAAAUUUUGCAAUUUUCAAAAAAUCGUUCAAAGGCCAAAAUUCAGCAUUGAGUUGAAAAGAGGCAAAAUAUUGUCAUCUGAAUGGCAAGAAAAGGGCAUUGGCGAGUCGAAACCUGGUUCUGGCAGGGAAAAUUGUAAGGAUUCUGAAGUUUUGAACUACUCCUACUUGAUAGUGGAAAGAACACUAAACGAUCAGGCUACAAUUAACAAAAUUGUCGAGGCAAGAAUAGCACAGAAAAAUUCCCAAGAAUUGUUGGAUAAAAAAAAGUUUGAUGUAGGCUACACUGGUGAUGAUAACUAUGAAUUAUGGCCAAGAAUUAUAAAUGAUCCUCUUAAAAUGAAGGGACAUGUCACAAUGGAUGUUUGUGCUCCGUCUGGGUUUUUAGAAAAAUGGACAAUUCCAAAAUCGUUUUCUAAACAAGCUUACCACGAUGCUCGUAAAUCUAAUAAAGGUGAUGUUUGGGCAUUAAAUGCAAAAACCAAAUAUAAAGGCGUAAGUAAUCUAAAUGUAGCCAAGUUUGAAAGAAUGGAAAAGUUACUUAAAAAGCAAAAGAUGAAACUAGAAAAAGAGAAUGAGAUCAAAUUGCAAAAUGCCAUUAGCAAAUUGGAAAAUGAAAAAGACAUUACAAUUAGUAAUAAAAAUGGUGUCGAAUCUAUCGAAGGGGUUUCUAAAAAUAUGGCAAGAACUAUUGAUUUAUUGUCAGAACAACACGGCAAAGAAUUUGAAAAAGCCAGUAGUAAAAAAAUCAAAAAGUUUAAUAACUCAUUGCUAUCCGACAUGCCAUUAAAACUACAGCAACAAAAGUGA